ACAGAGAAUAAGGAGGAGGAGGAUGAAGAAGAAGUCCAUCAUGUGCUGCUCUGAAGACUGUAAAUGCAGGCCUUUGGGGUUUCUGCUACGGCUUCCCUUUGCCUUCCUGUCUCUGCUCCUCUCUCUUAUCGGUAUUAUUAUCUGGAUUGUUGGGUUGAUAUUAACAUGCAUAUACCCAUGUUGUCUGUGUGUGACCAUUAGUAUUGAGUUUUCUUUAGCUCGGAUCAAAGCUCCAAUAUUGGUGAUAGAGUGGUUCAUCUCUAAGAUUCCAUGUUAG
Neltuma alba is the source of this 277-nucleotide messenger RNA. Its product is annotated as signaling peptide TAXIMIN 1-like. The transcript has 2 exons. The coding region runs from base 23 to 277 and encodes 84 amino acids. NCBI's taxonomy places the organism in Eukaryota, Viridiplantae, Streptophyta, Magnoliopsida, Fabales, Fabaceae. The record is from RefSeq and is a predicted model, not a curated record.